CCUCUCUUCUUCUCCCCUGCCCAGGUAAUCUCGGUCACGUGAGCAGGACUGGGCUGUUCAUGACGUCAUGUUCGCUCUGCCUCGUUCUGGUCAGCUGAUGCUUACGACGCAGAGGAUCCAGACAACUACAGCACUUCAAUUUCAACCGUUUAAACUCAACAUUCUCCCCUUAGUGCAUUGAGUAGAGAGCAGUGCAUUAUGGGGGAGUUGUUCCGCAGUGAGGAGAUGACCCUGGCCCAGCUCUUCCUCCAGUCUGAGUCCGCCUACUGCUGUGUCAGUGAGCUGGGUGAAAUUGGAAUGGUGCAGUUUAGAGAUUUGAACCCAGAUGUGAACGUUUUCCAGAGGAAGUUUGUGAAUGAAGUCCGUCGCUGUGAGGAGAUGGACCGCAAACUAAGAUUUGUUGAGAAGGAAAUCAAAAAGGCUAACAUACCUGUUGUAGACACAGGGGAGAACCCAGAGGUCCCUUUUCCACGAGACAUGAUUGACUUGGAGGCCACCUUUGAAAAGCUGGAGAAUGAGCUGAAGGAGAUCAACACCAACCAAGAAGCUCUGAAGAAGAACUUCCUGGAGCUGACUGAGCUCAAGCACAUCCUCAGACGAACACAGCAGUUCUUUGAUGAGAUUGAAAGGCCAUUCUCUGAAUUCCUGGCCACAUCUCAACCGCUGAUGAUGAUGUCAAACUGCCCUUCCCAAGACCAGUUCUGCAAGAUGGAAGAUCCUUCUCUUUUGGAAGAGUCGUCAAAUCUACUGGAUCCGAAAGAGGUCGGACGCGUCGCUCCUCUCAGGCUUGGGUUUGUUGCAGGGGUGAUAGGCAGGGAACGGAUUCCCACCUUCGAGAGGAUGCUGUGGAGAGUUUGCCGUGGAAACGUCUUCCUGCGGCAGGCAGACAUCGAGGACCCACUUGAGGACCCCGCCACAGGAGACCAUGUGCACAAGUCGGUGUUCAUCAUUUUCUUCCAGGGAGACCAGCUGAAGAACAGAGUCAAGAAGAUUUGUGAAGGGUUUCGGGCAUCUCUAUACCCCUGUCCCGAGACCCCACAAGAGAGGAGAGAAAUGGCAGCCGGAGUCAAUUCUCGAAUUGAUGAUCUCCAGAUGGUGUUGAAUCAGACGGAGGAUCACAGACAGCGUGUUUUACAGGCGGCUGCCAAGACUGUCCGAGUGUGGUUCAUCAAGGUCCGGAAGAUGAAAGCCAUUUAUCACACUUUGAACCUCUGCAACAUCGAUGUCACUCAGAAGUGUCUGAUCGCUGAGAUCUGGUGCCCUGUGUCAGAUCUAGACUCCAUUCAGUUUGCGCUCCGUCGGGGCACGGAGAAAAGUGGAUCCACUGUUCCCUCUAUCCUGAACAGAAUGCAGACCAAGCAGACCCCACCCACCUACAACAAAACCAACAAGUUCACCUCUGGCUUUCAGAACAUUGUCGAUGCCUACGGCAUCAGCAACUACCGGGAGAUCAACCCAGCUCCAUACACCAUCAUCACCUUCCCCUUCCUGUUUGCGGUCAUGUUUGGCGAUCUGGGUCACGGUGUACUCAUGACCUGUGCUGCACUUUAUCUGGUGCUGCGAGAGAGCCGAUUAAUUUCCCAGAAAAACGACAAUGAGGUAUCCAUCCACCCAUCCAUUUAUGCACCUAGGGCUGG
This is a messenger RNA of Rhinichthys klamathensis goyatoka, 1637 nucleotides long. RefSeq names its product V-type proton ATPase 116 kDa subunit a 1-like. The record is from RefSeq and is a predicted model, not a curated record. The transcript is spliced from 13 exons. Gene Ontology annotation, biological process: proton transmembrane transport; vacuolar acidification. Gene Ontology annotation, molecular function: proton-transporting ATPase activity, rotational mechanism; ATPase binding. The annotation marks the transcript as partial. Lineage: Eukaryota; Metazoa; Chordata; Actinopteri; Cypriniformes; Leuciscidae. Gene Ontology annotation, cellular component: vacuolar proton-transporting V-type ATPase complex; plasma membrane; proton-transporting V-type ATPase, V0 domain.